Messenger RNA from Plasmodium cynomolgi strain B, 1305 nucleotides. RefSeq names its product elongation factor 1 alpha. Gene Ontology annotation, biological process: translational elongation; translation. Lineage: Eukaryota; Apicomplexa; Aconoidasida; Haemosporida; Plasmodiidae. The coding region runs from base 1 to 1305 and encodes 434 amino acids. The record is from RefSeq and is a predicted model, not a curated record. The transcript has 2 exons. Gene Ontology annotation, molecular function: GTP binding; GTPase activity; translation elongation factor activity.
AUGGGAAAGGAAAAAACGCAUAUCAACUUAGUUGUUAUCGGCCAUGUCGAUAGUGGAAAAUCCACGACCACGGGUCACAUUAUUUACAAACUGGGAGGUAUUGACAGGAGAACCAUAGAAAAGUUCGAAAAGGAAUCUGCUGAAAUGGGUAAGGGAAGUUUUAAGUACGCAUGGGUGUUGGAUAAGCUUAAGGCUGAAAGAGAAAGAGGUAUCACCAUCGAUAUCGCCUUAUGGAAGUUCGAAACCCCUAGGUACUUCUUCACCGUCAUUGAUGCCCCCGGCCAUAAGGAUUUCAUCAAAAAUAUGAUUACUGGUACGUCGCAGGCUGACGUGGCGCUAUUGGUUGUUCCAGCUGAAGUAGGUGGUUUCGAGGGUGCAUUCUCUAAGGAAGGUCAAACCAAAGAGCAUGCUUUGUUAGCCUUUACCCUUGGUGUGAAACAGAUCGUUGUUGGUGUUAACAAAAUGGACACUGUUAAGUAUUCAGAGGAUAGAUAUGAGGAAAUUAAGAAGGAAGUCAGAGAUUACUUGAAAAAAGUAGGAUACCAAGCUGACAAGGUAGACUUUAUUCCCAUUUCUGGUUUCGAAGGAGAUAACCUUAUUGAGAAGUCCGACAAGACCCCAUGGUAUAAGGGAAGAACUUUAAUUGAAGCUCUCGAUACAAUGGAGCCACCCAAGAGACCAUACGACAAGCCUUUAAGAAUUCCUCUCCAGGGUGUGUACAAAAUUGGUGGUAUUGGUACUGUCCCCGUCGGAAGAGUCGAAACUGGUAUAUUGAAAGCCGCUGUUGUUUCUGAGUGUAAAUCAGUCGAAAUGCACAAAGAAGUUUUGGAAGAGGCCAGACCCGGUGACAAUAUCGGAUUUAACGUGAAAAACGUUUCUGUUAAGGAAAUUAAGAGAGGAUAUGUUGCGUCCGAUACGAAGAAUGAGCCAGCCAAGGGAUGUUCCAAAUUUACUGCUCAGGUCAUCAUUUUGAACCAUCCUGGAGAAAUCAAGAACGGAUACAGCCCUGUCCUUGAUUGCCACACUGCUCACAUUUCCUGCAAAUUUUUGAACAUCGAUUCCAAGAUUGACAAGCGUUCUGGAAAAGUUGUUGAAGAAAAUCCCAAAUCGAUUAAGUCUGGUGAUUCAGCUUUGGUAAGUCUCGAGCCAAAGAAGCCUAUGGUUGUUGAAACCUUUACUGAGUAUCCACCCUUAGGAAGAUUUGCCAUUCGAGAUAUGAGACAAACCAUCGCUGUCGGUAUCAUCAAAGCAGUUGAAAAGAAGGAGCCUGGUGCCGUGUCUGCCAAAGCCCCAGGAAAGAAAUAA